AAAGGAGACCUAACUGCCUUUUUCCUUCCUCACAGAGCAUGAGAAACACAGACUGUGUAAGAGUGCGGACUAUAUGAAUUUACACUUCAAAGUGAAGUGGCUGUACAACGAAUAUGUUCGUGAUCUGCCUGCCCUCAAGGGAAAAGUGCCUGAAUAUCCAGCGUGGUUUGAGCAGUUUGUGAUGCAGUGGCUGGAUGAAAAUGAAGAUGUUUCCUUAGAGUUCCUGCAUGGUGCUCUGGAGAGAGAUAAAAAAGAUGGGUUCCAGCAAACAUCUGAGCACGCUCUAUUCUCAUGCUCAGUGGUGGAUGUCUUCACCCAACUCAAUCAGAGCUUUGAGAUCAUUAAGAAGUUGGAGUGCCCAGACCCUGUCAUUGUUGCUCAUUAUAAUAGGAGGUUUGCUAAGACUAUUGGGAAAGUGCUGAUGCAGUAUGCUGACAUCCUCUCCAAGAGCUUCCAGUCUUACUGUUCCAAGGAGAAACUGCCCUGCAUCCUGAUGAAUAACAUCCAGCAGCUGAGAGUGCAGCUAGAGAAGAUGUUUGAAGCCAUGGGUGGUAAAGAGCUGGAUGCAGAAGCAAGCGACCAUCUCAAAGAGCUCCAGGUGAAGCUGAACAACGUUUUGGAUGAACUGAGUGCAGUGUUUGGUAACAGCUUUCAGGCUCGUAUUGAUGAAUGUGUCAAGCAGAUGUCUGAUAUCCUCUGUCAAGUGAAAGGGGCAGGAAAUGUUGCUGCUAAUGCCAGAAACACGGUUGCACAAGAUGCAGAUAACGUCCUGAGACCAUUAAUGGAUUUCCUGGAUGGAAACCUGACACUGUUUGCAACUGUGUGUGAAAAGACAGUGCUGAAACGGGUGCUGAAAGAGCUCUGGAGGGUAGUAAUGAACACCAUGGAGAAGCUGAUUGUGCUGCCUCCUCUUACAGACCAUACGGUAAAGCAUUUUCUCCUUCCUGACUCAUAGCAGAAAGUGUUGCCA
Meleagris gallopavo (turkey) is the source of this 970-nucleotide messenger RNA. The record is from RefSeq and is a predicted model, not a curated record. Lineage: Eukaryota; Metazoa; Chordata; Aves; Galliformes; Phasianidae.